Chaetomium globosum CBS 148.51 is the source of this 2820-nucleotide messenger RNA. RefSeq lists its product as uncharacterized. The record is from RefSeq and is a predicted model, not a curated record. The coding region runs from base 1 to 2820 and encodes 939 amino acids. Gene Ontology annotation, cellular component: nucleus. Gene Ontology annotation, molecular function: zinc ion binding; DNA-binding transcription factor activity, RNA polymerase II-specific; DNA binding. The transcript is spliced from 4 exons. Gene Ontology annotation, biological process: DNA-templated transcription; regulation of DNA-templated transcription. NCBI's taxonomy places the organism in Eukaryota, Fungi, Ascomycota, Sordariomycetes, Sordariales, Chaetomiaceae.
AUGUCCGCCACGGAAAGCCCCGAAGAUGGGGCACCCCGUGCCGGUGAGGACUGGACGGGUGCCGCCCCGGCGGCUGCGAGGGAGCAAGCCCGACCACCACCCCGGAAGAGGAGGAGGAUAGUCAUCUCAUGCACCGAGUGUCAUCGCCGGAAACAAAAGUGUGACCGCAAGCUCCCCUGCACAAACUGUGUCUCGCGCAACAAGGAGAGCGCAUGUCGCUAUGAGACGGGUGCACCAACCGGUAAACAGAAUGGGAGGCUGGCAAACGCCGCAAAAAACAAUCCCCAUGAAGCAUCAUCCACCCCAGCAACCCAACCUAACCCCAACGCCAUCUCCCUCCCCGCCACAACAGCCGCCGCCUUUGGCUACUCACACGCUAGUGCCAGCACUCUCGGCUUCCUGCACCGUAUCGAAUCCCACCCCGGCGACCCCCGCGACGGCGACAACAACAACAACGACAGCACCAACCCCCACCCCCUCACCACCCAACUCACCGCCCCAGCCCCCACUGCCACCACCACCGCAGACCCAGCAAUCGACACCACCACCCGCGACCGCUACAAGACCCUCGUGCGCCAGCUGCCCGCCCGCUGCGCCGUCGACAAGCUCGCGGGCCUCUACUUCGCCGAGUUCAACCCGCACUACGCCGUGCUGGACCGCGCCCUGUUCGAGGAGCAGCUGGCCGCCUGGUACCGCCUGCCCUUCAGCAUGCUGGCCACUGGGCCCGGGCCCGCCGCCCUCGACUGCGAGAUGCGCGCUUUCCCCGCCGUCGUGUUCCAGGUCUGUGCCGUGGGCCUGUUGGUGCUGGAUGAUGAGGCCGAGGGCGGUGAUGGCGGGUAUGAGCACUACCGGAGCGCGGGCCAUGGGCAGGGCGUGGAGGAGGGGGAGAAUUGGUUUGGUGGGUUGAAGUAUGCGGGCGGGAUGACGUUUGAGGAUUUGGCAAGGGAGUAUAGCGAUUGUGGCAUGGAGGUGUUGGCGGUGCUGGGGAAGAGGGGGAUGGGGUUGAAUACUGUGGUAGCGGGGUGGAUGAGGGCCAGUUGGUUGAAGUAUGUGGGCUUGGUUACCGAGUCGUGGCAUGCCGUUGGUGCGGCCAUUCGCGACGCCCAGGAGAUUGGCUUGCACCGCGACAGCCGUGACCCCAAGCCUGCGAGCGACGACGCCGAGGCCGUGUUGGAGAACCAAUGGCAGGUGCAGCGCCGGAGGAUGAUGUGGAUGAUGCUGAUCCUGUGGGACCUGCACAUGGCCAGCGUGCUCGGCCGCCCGACCUCGGUCGACCUCAACAUGGCGGGCCCCUCACUGCCCGUCGACGCGCCCACGCCCAGGAUCCGUUCCAAGACCCCCGUCGUGCCGAGGGGGGAACAUGACCCGCCCACCCCCGUGACCAGGGCGCUUUGGGCUCACCAUAUCUUGCGCCCGCUCAAGGAGAUCAUCGAGUUGGAGAAGGAUGGGCCCUGCCCCAAGGACUUUGCGCGCGUCGACCGUCUGCACAACGAGCUGCUGGAGAUCGAUGCUAGGACGCCGGCCUACUUCCGCCUCGAGAAUCCGGACACCCGGUUCGAUGCCUUGCCCGAGUGCCACUGGCUCCCGCUGGCAAGGGUGGUUCUGCCGCAGUUGUUGACCUUUGAGUUGAUGGCGUUGCAUCGGCCGUACAUAUUUACGCGGCCGAAGAGUAGGACUGAGGCGCUGAAAGCAAGUCUGGAUAUGCUGCAUGCGCAGAGGCUGCACUUUCUGGCGCUCGAGCCGCAGAUGUACAAGACAUUCUCCCUCUUCUUUGGCACAUUCGACGCCAUCGUAAUGAUGGCCUCCAUUUACAUCCUGUUCCCUAAGGAACACCCCGACCUGAUGCAGAAAGCGCUCCAGCACUUCCACUGGGCCGUCAAGCGCUUUGAGGCCAUGGCAACCCGCAACCCGCUCGCCAAAGCGGCACUUGGCGUACUCCACGCCAUCUGCCAGCGGAUGACGAGGUCGCUAGGACUGACAUGUCAAGCCGUGCAGAAGAUGGUCAUCUCAGAACCCUCCCCAGCCUACCCGAACGGAACCACCCACAACGGCAGCGUCGGAUCCUCCAUAUCCGUGAGCCCCAGCACCACCACAAGCUACCACCCCUCCCCCUCCAUGGGCUCAAGAGCCAGCCUCAGCACAGCCGCGACCUCCACUCCCGGCGGGGCCGGAGACGGCUUCUCACCAUCCCAGCACGCACAACUCAACAACGGCCUCUCCCAUCACAACGGCAGCAGCAGCACUACGCUCCCGUCAGCCGCCUCCUCCAAUCCCACCCCGGAGUUUACCUUUAGCCUAGACCCGGACCUCUUCCCCAUCGCCCCCACCAUCGCCGCCGGCAGCCCCUUCGACUGGAACCCCCCCAGCGACUUUGACUGGUCCAGCCUGCAACCCAUCUACGCCACCAGCGACCUUGUCUAUCACAACCUGAGCAGGGCCGCACCCGGCGCGGAUGGCGGCGGCGGCGGGGAGAUGGGGUGGAAUUUUCAUGGCCAUCAUCCCCAUCAUCAUCAACUUCAUCCGCAGUAUCAGCAGCAGCAGCAGCAACAGGCUGGAGGUCAUGGGGGGAGCGGUGGCGGCGGGGGCGUCGAGGUUGAUGCUAAUGCGAGUGCGAAUGGGAAUGGGAAUGGGAAUGGGAAUGGUGUUUGCUUGACGCCGGGGGCGGGGGGAGAUGUGAGAUUGGGUGCUGUGGGGGGGGUGUCGAGUGCGCCGGCGCCGGCGGAGGGAGGGCCGAUGCUGCCGUCGUCGUAUAGCCAGUUUGGGGGGGACUUUGGCGAUGAUAGUUUGUGGAAUUUGCUGAAUCAGUAUGCGCCUAUUUAG